Molecule: messenger RNA, 2456 nt
Organism: Tetrahymena thermophila SB210
Lineage: Eukaryota; Ciliophora; Oligohymenophorea; Hymenostomatida; Tetrahymenidae
Exons: 1
Source: RefSeq, a predicted model, not a curated record
CUAAAUUUUAAUAGAUUUAGAAUAAGAGUAUACCAAAAAUUUAUCUUAAUAAACUUAAAGUUAACUUGAUAACUUCAAUUAUUUUUAAAAUCGAAUGUCUGAAAAACGACAAAACAUACAUAUUUAAUAGAAUAUUUAUACUAAUAAGGAUAUAGUAUAAAAGGAGAAAACUAAAGAAGUAAUGAUUGAAGAUAAUGAUUUUUUUAUAUAACCUAAAGAUUUAAAUUAUAACGUUCAAUCUCUUAUUUAGAAUGCUGGAUGCGCUUAAGUGAAUAGUAUUCCUAAUUAAUUAGAUUUUUAAAUUGAUGAUAAAGUAUAAAAUAAUUAUGAAAAAAAGGUAAAUUCAUAAUCUGAUUUUAAGAUAGAAAAAAAUUAAAAGCAAUAAUUUAUUUUUGUGGAUGAAGAUAAUGAAUAUACAGAAUUAUAAACAAACAAUAAUAGUAGUCAUCUACUAGAAAAUUAAUCUUAAUUGAUUUAAAGCUAAAAAAGAUUUCAAAGCAUUAAAAAAGAUUUUGGAAUUUAAUUAAAUAACUAAUUUCUUGAUUAGACUUCAGAUUGUAUUGAAAUAUAAGGAAUGGAAUUUAAUGUGGAUAAAAGAGCUAAUUAAAAUAAAAAAAAUUAUUUAAAUUAAUAAAUUUAAUCAAGAAAAGAAUUUAUCAUUAUUAAAGAUGAUGAAAAUAUAUAUGAUGAUUAUAAGAAAUAAAAAUAUUUAAUAUAAUCCUAAAGUAACUAAAUUUAUAAUCAAUAAUAAUAAAGAUCAACUUUUGUAAAUGAAAAAUAAAUCUAAAAUUAAUAUAAACAAAAUUCACAUAAUUUCUUUAAUACAUUUAACUAAGCUUAAAAUGUUUAGUAACAGAAUUAAUAACAUUAAAAUAAUUAAUUAAGUGUUUAAAUUAAAUAUUAUGUGAUAUGGGAGAAUAAAUGUAUUGUGAUAGACGAUAAUUUCAAUUAUGAAAAUGCAGAAAAAGACUAAAAUAAUAAUUAAGUUUAAAUUGAAGUUUACUAAGAUUAAAAAGAAAGUAACAUUAAUUAAACUUUAUUUAUUAAUAAUUUAUAGAAAACAAAUAAUUCUUAAUAGCCUUGUAUUAAUUAACAGAAUUUUAAAAUCCUAACUCAGAAUAACUAAACUAGCAAUAAAUCAUAAAAUAAUCAAAUACAAAUAAUAAAUUUAAAUAAAUAAAACCAUAAAUUAUAAAAUGGGUAAUUUACUAUUAAUGAAAAUAAUUAAAGCUAAAACUAGUAUUUUAUUAAUAAUUAAUUGGAAAAUCCUGAUCAAAAAAGUAUUAAGAAAAAUAAUCAUUAUAUAAUGAUUGAUGAUAAUUGUGAUGAAGAAAAUAUAGAAUUAGAAAAAGAACUCUAAUUCAUCAUCUAAAAAGAAGUAAACUAAAAAUAGCAUUAUUUAGUUAAAAACAAAAUUGAUCAGGCUUUAAAAAAUACUAUUGAUUCUGAAAAACCGUAUUUAAGUUUAAAAAUAACAAAUGAUGUUAUCAUUCAAAAUAAAAUGAAUAAUUUAUCAAAUAACAUGGAGUAACAUUUUAUGGCUAAUAAAGCAAAUCUAAAAAGAAAAUAAACUAACAUAUUUUCAAAUUAAGAUAGUUUAUCGAGUGAAUAUUCCUUAGAAAGCUUGAUUUAAAAUGAAGAAAUUUUGAAAGAAUAUGAGAGUAAAAAAAGAUAAAAAACAAAUGCAAAAGAAUAAAUUAAACAAAAAUAAUAUCUUCAUUAAGAAUGCAUAAAAGAGAAAGAACCAUUUUAAAUAAAUUAAUUUAGUUUUUCACCCAAAAAAAAAACUUAUGUGUUUUAGGAAAAAUGCCACUCUUUUUCUUAAGAGAAUAGAGAAUACUUUUAGUAAUCUGAAUACAUUUAAACAUAGACUUUAGGAAUAAAAAUUCAUGCAGGUAUUCGAUAAUAUUUAGAAUCUAAAAAAUAAGAUAAGCUUUAACUUCUUUUGAAAGGUGAGGAUGUUGAUUUAAUAAUAAAUUAAGUUGAUAACACUACUAAAUACUUGAAUUUUAGAGGUAUGAAGAAUUUUAGAGCUGAAAUAAAAAUUUAUUACAAUGAUUCAUAUAAGAUUAUGGAUUAUAUUGCUUAUAAUAAUGAAUAGAAAGAAUGUAUAAUUGUUGACUGGAAGUUUUCUGACUUAGAAGUAAGAACUUUGAUUAAAAAAAAUGAAAAACAUUUUUAAGAAUAAAUAAUCUUUACUUAAAAUUACUUUAAAAAUCAAUUUCAAGUAACCUUACUAAUCAUACCUCUUAAACAUAUUCAUAAUUUAAAAUUUAAGGAGUAUACUAUUCACGAUUUCCCUAUUUCUUGAUUUUUUUAUUCUCAAAAUUAGCUUUUUAGCAAUAUCCCAUCAUAUUUUAGUAUUCUUCUCUCCUUUAUAAUUUAAAAUUACUUUAUAGAAGCUAAAAUCUGGUGAAAGCAGUAUAUAAGGAUCAAUAAAUUAAGUAAAUCUAUCA